Molecule: messenger RNA, 1301 nt
Organism: Frieseomelitta varia
Lineage: Eukaryota; Metazoa; Arthropoda; Insecta; Hymenoptera; Apidae
Gene: Gclm
Product: glutamate--cysteine ligase regulatory subunit
Exons: 6
Coding region: 291-1022 (243 amino acids)
Biological process (GO): glutathione biosynthetic process
Cellular component (GO): glutamate-cysteine ligase complex
Molecular function (GO): glutamate-cysteine ligase catalytic subunit binding; enzyme regulator activity
Source: RefSeq, a predicted model, not a curated record
UUUCGCGCAGGUAGUCUGGAAGCAAUUUGCUCUUAUCGUAUUUAAGAAUGAUUUGACUUAUGUAAUAAAUAUAAUAUAAGAUCAAAAAAUCACAUGAAUGUAUGUUGAUAAAUUCUUUUAACGCUACAUAUUAUCUUUGGAUUGAAAAUUGCCUAGUCAGCCACGUCAUCUACGAUUAAAUUCAUUGCGAGCGAUUGUCGACUACGAUCUAUGUCAUUAGUUUUCGUAAUACCUCUAGUUAGUCAUCUGCAACACGUUUGCUAACAUUCUUUACGAUUUUGUUACAUACUAUGUUAUCACAAAAUAUAUUAGUUCGGACUGGAAAUAUACUUUCUUUAAAUGAGGCAAAAACAAAAGCAAGUCAAAAUCCUACAGAUGAGUUGAUUGAAAUACUAAAAAUUGUACUUCGAGACAAUGAAGGCACUGGCGAAAAUCCAGUAAUUAUUCAAGGUAUAGAAGAUAAUGCAUUGAAAGACAUUAAUAGAGAAGAUGUUAAGAUAACUGUGAAAGUAUUUAUUCCAUCACCUGAUGUAAACUUACUGAAAGAAGCUAUAGAUCAAGUCUGUAAUUCUCUAAACAUAAAUGCAAUUGAGUCUUUAGUAAUUGCUUAUUUAAGCAAGGAAAAUCCAGAAGAAUUAUUAGCAUCAUUGAAACAUCUGUGGAUUGGAGUAGAAGAGUAUGUGAAAAUUGGCAAAUUAUCAAGUGUUGGUUUAAGUGAUGUCAACACAAAUGUGUUUAUUGACUUAUUUCAAUGGGCAAAUAUAAAACCAAAUAUUGUACAAAUUAGUUUAGCUACAUGUUGUGUUGUACCACCAGCUUUGCAGACAUUCAGUAAAGAAAAUGAUAUACAGUUAUUAACACAUAAUGAUCCUGAACAAAUUCUAUCUGAAGAAGAUCUAAAUGGAAUAUUCAAUGCUAAUACAAAUUUAUAUUGGGUUACAAGAUACCAAAUUCAUUUAAAAUGUCGUGGUAUUUUGUCUUCAAAGGGUUAUUUAGUAUACGUUAGCAAAAAAACAAAGUAAUAUUAUAUUUUUAGCAAUAUAAAAAAAUGCCCAUCAAUAGUAUUUACAAUUGCAAUUUGUAUUUACAAUUGGUAUUACAAUUUUAUUUUAUUAUACACAUAUUAUACACAUUCGUUUGUGUCUAAUUCGUUAUUGUAUUUCUAGAGAGAUAUUUUGUUAUUUUGUAUACAAUAAUUAUUGAAAUUAUUAAUUUUAAUUAACAAUAAGUUGAUGUUCCUUGUGACAUAGAUUUUCUAUGCACAUUUAUGGAAAUAAACAUCUAUGUUACAGUUAGAGCAA